Molecule: messenger RNA, 936 nt
Organism: Pangasianodon hypophthalmus (striped catfish)
Lineage: Eukaryota; Metazoa; Chordata; Actinopteri; Siluriformes; Pangasiidae
Exons: 2
Coding region: 217-615 (132 amino acids)
Molecular function (GO): protein binding
Source: RefSeq, a predicted model, not a curated record
ACUAUUCAGAUGCAGGAAGUCACUUUAAACAAAUUCAGAUCACAGCGGUGGAAAACAGAUUGUGUUCUUUAUUUACACUUUUAUGAAGCUUUUGCUACUCGGAGGAGAGACGAGUUGAUCUGACCUCGGUAUUUCCCUCCUCCCCUUUUAUACUCCACAAAAUGAUAUAAAGACAGCAGACAGAUCAGCGCACAACAGACCUUCUGAAGAGAGAAGAUGUCGACUGCACAAGUCUGCUCUCCUCCGCAUUGCUGUAGUUUGCCAAAAGCUGAUCCUCCUAAGGUUAACCCUGAGCCCAAACAUCAUGCAAAGUUCAGUCACACCACUCACAGCUUUCUAAAAGUGUGUGAUGAUGCCCCAGGAUCUCCUCAGCCUGAGAAGAUUGAUGUCACUGUCUUCGAUCCUUCUAAGAACAUCCGCAUCCCGUUUACCCUAAAGAGCACAGACACCACUGACAUGCUGAACGAGAAAUACCUGCAGAUGAGGCCUGAGCUGGUGGGAACGCUGAACCUUGCCUACAACGGCAAACCAGUUCCAGGGCAGAAGACCCUGAGAGAGCUGGGGGUGAAGCCCGGGGCCGUGUUCAUCACCUUCCAGAGAUGCGUUGGAGGAUAAGAGACCGGGCGUCACACCUCUGUCUUUAUCUGCAAAAUGAAUCUGAUCUCUUUUCACUUCUCUCACAAACUUUAUUCUCAGGUCACUCAAUAAUAUGAAUACACACAUACAUAUACUGUAUAUAUACACACAAAAAUCUCAUAUCAUUUGGUACAAUAUAAUUUUAAACCACUUUUAUUUACUUUGCAUUUACUGUAAGUCUCUGUAGGUUCAUCACAUUCUGGCUUUAAAUUUUACAAGUUGAAAUGAAUUUGCUGACCGUAACUGUCAUCACAUUUACUGAUCUUUCUGUUUUAUUACAUAUUUUUUAAUCUCAUAUAC